AUGGCACCCAUCACACAGGAGAGGCAUGGCUACAGAAUCGAGAAAAAGCUCGAUGACAACACCUACGUUGUCAGGCGCGAGUCCGACAAUGAGCAGUUCCUCGGCAACAAGUGGGACGCCAGCACGGUCGAUCCGGCCUUCAAUGACCUGCUGGAGCGCGGCACCAAGGGGGCGCUCGGCAGCCUGCUGAACCACCCCAACCUGAUCAACUACACCGACACGGUGGCGGACAAUGUGGUGUGCGGACGAGGGACGACGACGACGACGGUGUCGGCGCAGCGGGUGAUUCUGUGGGACUUUUGCGACGCGGGCACGCUACAGAACCUCCUCAAACAGCACCCGGUGGUGCCCAAGACGGCGGCGCCGGACAGCCAGGUGGUGACGCAGUUCCUGCCUGAGGGCCUGUGCUGGCACGUCUUGCUGAGCGUCCUGAGGGCGCUGUCGUGGCUGCACGAGGGCCACCGCGACGACACGCGGAUCGAGGCGCCGAGCGGGCGGCGGCGGCAGCACGACUGGUUCUCGGACCCGGACUGGCUGCCGAUCCUGCACAGGGACAUCCGGCCCGACAACAUCUUCUUCCAGCACCCCAAGGGCACCGAGACGUACGGGCUCUGCAAGCUGGGCAACUACAGCUCGUGCGCCGUGUCGGGCCACGUCAACAGCAACUUUGUCGGGCAGGUGGUCAGCGCCACCAGGGGCGACGAGAGCCUGAACACGAUGCGCGCACACCUGUACACGCAAGACCUGUCCACCGUCAACGAGUCGGGCGAGCAGAACCAGCGGCCGUACACCAAGGCCACGGAGCUCUUCCAGCUGGGGCGGAUUGUGUACCAGAUGAUGUCGACAAGGCCUGUGCCGGACCCGGACGACAAACGCGGGCCGACGUUCGACCCGCAAGGCGACAUCAACCCACUGCUAUACUCGGACUGCCUGAAGAACACGGUGCGAAGGCUGCUGUCGAGCUACCGCGGGACGUGCAACAGCGCCGACGAUCUCACGUCGACCGUCUACUCCGGGGCGCGGGGGGCAUACCUGGGCUGGAAGGCCGGCACGGACGACGGGAAGCUGCACCGCGACCUCGUGGACGACGGCUGGCGGCGGCAGGUCAACGCCGACGAGAGGAUCCGGCGAGACGAGGAGCUGCUGGCGGCCCAGCGCCAGCUGAGCUCCCACCGCUGGACCAUGGAGCAUCUGGAGCCGCAGCCCAGGGAGGCGGUGCCCGCUGUUCUCCCGCCGCCGUUCCCUGCGGUACCUUACGGGCAGAAGUGA
This is a messenger RNA of Diaporthe citri, 1269 nucleotides long. RefSeq lists its product as uncharacterized. Lineage: Eukaryota; Fungi; Ascomycota; Sordariomycetes; Diaporthales; Diaporthaceae. Gene Ontology annotation, molecular function: ATP binding; protein kinase activity. Gene Ontology annotation, biological process: protein phosphorylation. The record is from RefSeq and is a predicted model, not a curated record. The transcript is spliced from 2 exons. Bases 1 to 1269 code for a protein of 422 amino acids.